GGAUUUUCGCGAUGGUUCGGUCCCACGCCAGGAACAACACGACCCAAGCCAAUUUGACAUACUAUGAACGCUCACUACUACGUCAACCCAACGCUGCCAAGCGGAUCGGUGGUGAAUCGUUCAAACCUUUAGACUCGUGCAAUCUCUGUUUGUCCACGGUGACGGACCCGGUGGCAUGUGGGAAAGGGCAUGUGUACUGUCGAGAGUGUGCUAUCGGGAAUUUGAUUUCUCAGAAAGCAGGAAUCGAAGUUCAAAAGAGGGAGCUGGAACGAUUGGCUCUGUUGGAGGAAAAGGAGAGAGAAGAAGCUAGAGCAAAAGCAAGAGCGAGGGUGGUGGCCGAUUUCGAAAGAGGCAUGGGCCUGGGUGUGGGUGCGAAUGCUAUUGGCUCAGGUAUCGGUUCAAGCUCCAACAAGACGAAUGAUGGCGUCAAAGCUGGAACAACUGGACGGUUCACAUUCAAUCAAUCCGCCAUGGAGGACGCUUCGCUCAAAGCUGAAGAGAAAGCUUUGGCAAAGAUCGAAGCGGAAUUGGCUGAAUCUCGUAAAGCAAAAUUACCAGCUUAUUGGUUACCUUCCAUGGCUCCAGAGGCUAAAGCUCCAGCAUUGAAGGAUAUAAAGUUACAGACGGUGUGUCAAGUGGGAAAAGAUGGACCUCAUCCAAUGGCCCGGAAAACACUACUACCCGUGAUCCUCACGUAUCCCCCCGCCUCCACUUCGAAACCGAUCUGUCCAUCCUGUACGAAAGAACUUUCCAACUCUACUUCUUCGAUCCUCCUUAAAUCCACUUUACCACCAGCAUCGUCCGCAUCUGUCGCUCUCGAUUCACAUCAAGAGGAUGGACCCAAGAAGAAAAAGUCGAAAAAGGAAAAGGGAAAGGAAGAGCAAGUCUGCGGUCAUGUCAUCUGUAAGACCUGCGCCGAUACAAUCGUCAAACCUACUCGACGGUGUCCUGUAUGUGAAGCUACGAUCGGAUCGGCCGACAUGGUUCCGUUAGGCAAGGAAGGUACUGGAUUUGCAGCUGCUGGUGGAGCAGAGGUCAAAAAAGAUACAGUGGUGUUCCGAGUCUGAGAAGAAAACAGUCUGUUUUAUCGCUUAGACGUCUUGGGCAGUUCGGGGUAUUGCUAGCCGCGUCUGGAUAGCAUUCACAGCUGCUGAAUCUCGGACGCCUCACAACGCAGCCUAGGCACAAAUGGCUACAUCUAGUCUAGGGUCGUUGUGAGGUCCCGUCGGCAUGUCGACGCCAAGCAGACCGAUAUGCAUAGUUCAGCUAGUGAUG
Molecule: messenger RNA, 1275 nt
Organism: Kockovaella imperatae
Lineage: Eukaryota; Fungi; Basidiomycota; Tremellomycetes; Tremellales; Cuniculitremaceae
Exons: 4
Coding region: 12-1067 (351 amino acids)
Cellular component (GO): nucleus
Molecular function (GO): ubiquitin protein ligase activity
Source: RefSeq, a predicted model, not a curated record